Messenger RNA from Equus quagga, 1585 nucleotides. It is a transcript of the gene TEKTL1, whose product is annotated as coiled-coil domain containing 105. The transcript has 7 exons. NCBI's taxonomy places the organism in Eukaryota, Metazoa, Chordata, Mammalia, Perissodactyla, Equidae. The coding region runs from base 86 to 1585 and encodes 499 amino acids. The record is from RefSeq and is a predicted model, not a curated record.
AGCCAGGAAGGAGCUGCGUGUCGUUGGGGGUCCCUGACUCUCUUCGUGGGGGUCUCGUCCCAGGCCAGGGCACCAAGCAGGGACCAUGCCGGUGUUGAUACCCCCGACGGAGCACAGCCGAGACCUGCGCGUUGGGGCUCCAGCAUGGCGCGAGGCUGCCAAGGCCACGACGCGGAAGGCGCACCAGCUGACCGAUCGCUGCAGGCAGGAGGCGGUGACCGUGUGGCAACCCAAGGACAGCGUGCAGGAUCCGAGCAUGGAGCGCCACCUGUGCCGGGCCGCCUACGUCCUGCCCUGGCGCUUCCACGUGGAGAUGCUCAAAGGCGGCGGCACCCUGGAGAAGCCGCCGCCGGGCGAGGGCGUCACGCUGUGGAAGGACAAGAUGAAGCCACCCGCUUGGCACGCCCGCCUGCCGCUGCCCAUGCACCGCGAUGCGCUGGCCCUGCAGACUGCGGAGGUGGCGCACGCCCACGCUCGCGGGGCGCGCCUCACCGCCGCCCGCCUUUGCCGCGCGCAGCACCAGAUCAAUGGGCAGGUGCGGCUGCUGCAGCGCCAGAGGGAGGCCACCGACCACAGGCUCAGCGAGGUGCGGAAGGGCCUGCUUAUCAACCAGCAGAGCGUCAAGCUGCGGGGCUACCGGCCCAAGUCAGAGAAGCUCCCUGACAGAGCUGACAGUAUGCUUACCUGGGAGAAAGAGAAGCUCAAGAGCAUGAAGAGGAAGAUGGAGAAAGACAUGGAAAAAUCAGAGGCCCUGCUCAAGACCCUGGCCUCCUGCCGAGACACUCUGGUCUUCUGCUGUAAGGAGAGGCUCCAAGCUGUAGACCUCAUGAACCAGCCCCUGGACAAGGUUCUGGAGCAGGCCGGCCGCCACUCAUGGGUGAACCUCUCCCGUGUCCCCUCUCCCCGCACUCAGGGCCUGAAAACGCCACCUCCAGACCCUGUGGGCACCUAUACCCCAGAGUGUGCCGCAGCGCUGUACGAAGCCAAGCGACUGUUGCUGGAGUCCAAGGACACCUUGCUAGAAAUGGCAAAGAACGAGGAGGACAUCCAGGAGCAACAACAGCAGAUCGGCGAUCGCGUGUGCGCCUCGAUAGCAAAGAAGACGCGCGAGACCUCGGAGCUGAUGGAAAGAAUGAACAUGACCUUAGGACUAAUGAGGGGAACUAUCCACCGGUGCACGAAAUUCAACCAGGAGAUGUACAUCACCCGCGACCUCAUCAAGGGUCCUCUGUCAAAAAGUCACCUGGAGACUCGAGAAAAGCUGGAUAGACCCCUGGUUCGCGUGUACCAGAGACACGUGGGCACCCAACUUCCCGAGGCCACGCGCCUCGCCCAGGGCACUGACAAGGUGCAGCGCCACAUCUCGCACAUGGAAAAGAACCUGAAGGAGCUGCUCGCCAAGCGCAAGGACCUCACCUGGAGCCUCAACUGCAAGAAGAUCGGGCGUGACGUGGACUACAACGUGGUGCGCCUGCGCCUCCGCCAGCAGCACCCGCACGUGUGCUACGAGCAGGCGCAGCGCCUGGUCAGCGACUGGGACCCGCGCACGCCGCCGCCGCGCGCCGAGUCCCCCGCCACCCAGUGA